AAAUAACUGAAGUGAGAACAUCACUGACCUGCUUUAUAAGGUUUCUCAUGGCAAGUAGCUUUCCAUUUUCUGAACCCACAAACAGCAGCUGCUGCUCCACAGUCUCAACUGCAGAGUUUCUGUGAACGGAGAUAGUCAGACUACUUCACUUCCUGCUAUACAACAUAACACAAGAACAGCCAGUUGUUUGCAGGGUUUUAGAAGACAAGAACUUAAAGAAGAGGUAAACAUUCGAAAUUCAAAGCCAAACACUGCUGGGUGAAGGGCACAGAAUAAAAACAUUUCAAAGACAAAAAAAAAAAAAAAAAAAAUCAAGGCAAAUCCAAUGGAUCUUCUGUUUGACAUGAAAAAAGAAUCAAGAAAAAACAUGGGAAAACUACAACAAAUCACAUUAUAUAUCGUCCUCUUUGGUUUCAUUUCCCCAUGUAGUGCAUUUUCCUUACAGAACUGUACAAUCAGUACUCCCCUUAGAGAUAUCCAACCGAAAGUGCUUUGCUACAAAAUGGGCUUUUUCAGGAUUCCAUGGUGGAUACCCAGAAAUACCCAGAUUUUAGAUAUUUCCUUCAAUGCUUUUGCACAGAUCCAGAUUGGAGACUUUAGGCAUUUGUCAAACUUACAGGACUUGAACAUAUCCAACAAUAGGAUCUCACAAAUUCAAGAGGGUGCACUUGACGAUCUUUCCAACUUGACCUAUCUCAAUCUGGCCAGCAACAGACUGAAAGCGGUCUCAAGCGGGAUGCUACACGGCCUAAGCAACCUGCUGGUGCUACGUCUGGAUGACAAUAAUAUCAAAGACAUUGAAGAGUCAGCUUUCAGCACGCUUCAGAAUUUAAAGGUGUUAAACCUAACAAAAAACCACCUCCAUUACAUAGACAAAGUCAAGCCGGUUCUUGCAUCACCACUUUUGGAGGAACUCUACAUCGGAAGCAACAGUUUCGAUGUUUUCAACUCAUAUGAGAUGUCAACAAAGCCCUUGUCAUUAAAAAAGCUUGAUUUUUCCAACAACCCUUUGGCAACAUUUCAGCUCACUGACAAUAUAUUUCCAUCCCUCAAUCACCUUGAUUUAUCUUAUUGUGGUCAAAAUGGAAGCAUGACGUGGAAUGUUACAGAAAAGACAUACUUCUCCUCCGUGCAAACAUUAUACUUCAUGGAUGUUAAUAUGUCACCCCAGAGUGUUGCAAAUGUGCUUCCGAGCUUCAAGAAUUCAUUGAAUAAAAUCAGGUUUAAUGGAAACGUUGAGCUUAACAAGACCAACCUACUACUGAGCGCAUGCUCUCCAAUGCUAAGAGUUGUACGGCUAAAUGCUAACAAAAUAAAACACCUCACCGACAACAUGUUUGAUCCCUGUUCUGACCUGACAGAAUUAGAUUUAGGACAGAAUGAAAUAUCCAAGUUAUCACAGAGUAUGUUCAGAGGUUUCACUCAACUAAAAAAACUGCUUCUGCAAAUCAAUAAACUGACUCAAAUAACAAACUCCUUUCAAAUUCUUUCCACGCUUGAGUUCAUAGAUCUCAGUAGAAACAGCAUCAACAAGCUCACCUGUGAUGACUUUGCCAAUUUAACACAGGUGAAAACUCUGUACUUGUAUGGUAACAAAAUCUCUCUCAUUAGAUCCUGUUUGUUCAAGGACCUCAAGAGUCUUGAAGUCCUAAAGCUUGGAACUAAUGAUCUGUUAAGGAUCGACGAUGCUUUCAGCAAUGGGCCACAUUCUCUGAAGGAUCUGCAAAUUAAUUAUAAUAAGCUAAGCAAAAUAGAAAAAUACACUUUUAGAAAUUUGUCACAGUUAAACAGUUUGACCUUAAAUGACAAUCAGAUUUCAGAGAUUGAAGCCCAAGCUUUCGAAGGACUGAAGAAUCUGACUUCUCUGUUUCUGUCAUCAAACAAAAUAACAGCUAAAACAUUAACCAGAUACCCGAAUGUGUUCUCAGGCAUGCCCAACCUCCAAAAUCUGGAUUUGUACGCCAACAGCAUUUCAUUUGCAGAUAAUAAAUUGAAACACCCUCCUUUUAAGGAUCUGAAUCAACUCAGGGUAUUGACCCUUCACAGUCAACGCCGUGGAAUCGACAAAAUACCCUCAAAUCUGCUUCAAGGUUUAUCCUCCAUGGAAAUGUUUUAUGUUGGAAACACAAAUCUUGGUCAUCUAAAUCCUGAUACAUUCAAGUUCAGCCCCCAGCUCUGGUUCUUGGAUCUCUCCAAGAACGCACUGUCUGAAGACAACUCGAUUCCGGCUGAGCUCUUCCACCCCAUUUCGGGGCUAACCAAACUCAUUCUUUCAAGAACGCAGCUUCGCUCACUAAAUUUCCUGUUGAAUGCAAAUCUCUCCAGACUCUCGACCUUAAAAGCCCCAGGCAAUGAGAUCGACACGAUCAACAAAACUCUGAUUCAGUCACUGCCUCGACUAGAAGUCCUCGACUUGCAGAAAAACACCUUCACUUGCGACUGUCACAACGAGUUCUUCAUUGAAUGGGCCAUGAAAACUAAUUCUACUCAGGUGUUUUAUUUUAACAGGUACACGUGUAGCUAUCCUCGUUCCUUACGAGGCAUGAGCUUGACAGCUUUCAACAUCGAAUCCUGCACCUUGAACAUUGACUUCAUCUGCUUUCUUUGCAGCAGUAUUAUGGUCACUCUCACCCUCCUCUUGUCCUUUGUCUGGCAUUUUCUGCGCUAUCAGGUGAUUUAUGCAUACUACCUCUUCUUAGCCUAUCUUUACGACAGCAAGAAGAAGCAGACCGUUUCAACGAUCCGGUACGACGCCUUCAUUUCCUACAACACCGAAGACGAGCCUUGGGUAAUGGAGGAACUCAUUCCCAAAUUAGAAGGAGAACAGAGCUGGAGAUUGUGCCUGCACCAUCGAGACUUUGAACCAGGAAGGCCAAUAAUAGACAACAUCAUUGAUGGCAUAUACAGCAGCCGCAAAACCAUCUGCCUGAUCACUAGGAACUACCUGAAGAGCAACUGGUGUUCAAGUGAGGUUCAGGUGGCAAGCUAUAGGCUCUUUGAUGAGCAGAAGGAUGUGCUGAUCCUGGUGUUCCUGGAGGAUAUUCCCGCACAUCAGCUCUCUCCACACCACAGGAUGCGGAAGCUGGUGAAAAAACGAACUUACCUCCGCUGGCCCAAACCUGGAGAAGAUACUAAGAUCUUCUGGCAAAAGCUAAAAAUGGCUUUAGAGACCAGAGAGGGUCAUAACCCAGAGAGUUCAAUUCUGUGAGGGUAUUAUAACAAUAUUGCACAGUACACUGUCAUCUUUGAGAAAACUUUGGGGGGUUUUCCCCCAAAGACUGUGGUACAAAUUCUCUGGUAUAGCACUGUGUCAUAUUUAAAUUUUGUUGUAAUUCUUUUAAGUGCAAAUGCAUCCAUUAUAUGAAAAGUAGACUU
Molecule: messenger RNA, 3375 nt
Organism: Megalobrama amblycephala (Wuchang bream)
Lineage: Eukaryota; Metazoa; Chordata; Actinopteri; Cypriniformes; Xenocyprididae
Gene: tlr22
Product: toll-like receptor 22
Exons: 3
Coding region: 326-3208 (960 amino acids)
Biological process (GO): toll-like receptor signaling pathway; immune response; inflammatory response
Cellular component (GO): membrane
Molecular function (GO): protein binding; transmembrane signaling receptor activity
Source: RefSeq, a predicted model, not a curated record